Molecule: messenger RNA, 980 nt
Organism: Staurois parvus
Lineage: Eukaryota; Metazoa; Chordata; Amphibia; Anura; Ranidae
Source: the annotation of a GenBank genome assembly
ACUGAUCAACUGGGGAACGUAAAUGUGCUCAAGCUCAUGAGACUCAUCAUGUUUGACACCUCUAACAACCUCUUCCUAGGAAAUUCCUACAGAUGAAAAUGAAAUUGUCCUGAAGAUCCAGAAAUACUUUGAUGCAUGGGAAACCCUUAUCCUGAAGCCUGACAUUUUCUUUAAAUUUUCCUGGCUCUACAAGAAAUAUGAGAAAUCAAUCAGCAAAUGACUUGAAAGAGGCUGUUGAAAUUCUCAUUGAACAGAAGCGGCAGGGGCUUUCAGCUUCAGACAAACUGGAUGAGCAUCUUGAUUUUGCUUCUGAGUUAAUCUUUGCACAGAAUCAUGGAGUACUAACAGCUGAGAAUGUGAACCAGAGCAUUGUAGAAAUGUUGAUUGCUGCUCCAGACACAAUGUCCGUGUCGCUCUACUUCAUGCUAACCCUGAUCGCUCAGCAUCCAAAGGCUGAAAAGAUGAUCCUGGAUGAAAUCCAUGCUGUUGUUGGUGACCGGGAAGUACAGAGUAGUGACAUGCCAAACCUGAAAGUUCUGGAGAACUUCAUCUAUGAAAGCAUGAGGUACCAGCCUGUGGUAGACUUGGUCAUGCGCAAAGCUCUGGAGGACGAUGUGAUUGAUGGUUAUUAUGUGAAGAAAGGAACUAACAUCAUUCUGAACAUUGGCCGCAUGCAUAAAGUUGAAUUCUUCCCAAAGCCAAAUGAAUUCAGCCUGGAAAACUUUGAGAAAACGGUUCCACAUCGUCAUUUUCAGCCGUUUGGUUUCGGUCCCCGUGCCUGUGCUGGGAAAUACAUAGCUAUGGUGAUGAUGAAAGCAAUACUGGUGACUGUGCUGAAAAGAUACCGGGUGCAAACCCUGCGAGGACGCUGUCUGGAGAACAUUCACAAUAAUAACAACCUGUCCACGCACCCUGAUGAAUUGCAGUCCUCAUUAGAGGAUGGCCUUCAUUUCUCUGCACACAGCCCCGCUCACACAUUA